UGGGCUGGGAAGAUCCCCUGGAGGAGGAAAUGGCAACCCUCUUCAGUAUUGCCUGAAAAGUCCCAUGGGUAGAGGAGCUUGGUGGGCUCUAGUCUGUGGGGUCUCAGAGAGUUGGACACAGCUGAGUAACACUUUCAUAUAUGUAUAUGCAUAUGCCAGACACGACUGAGCAACUUUCACUUUCACCUACAUGUAUAAUUGUACUUAUAUGUACAUACAUUAUGUGUUGCCAAAAUAUUUCAGAGUAAUUUACACAUAUCACUAUACUUCAUCCCUAAGUAGAUCAACACCCUUCUCCCAAAACCAGUAAUUCCCUACCUUGUACUAUUCUCAUACUAACAAUAAUUAUCUAACAUUACCUGAUACUCAUUUCUCCAACUCUCAAGAUCUGAGAACUUAAAGGCAGAAGUUCUAUCCAUAAGUGAUACAGAAGAUAUUUCCUUAAAGUUUAAUAAAUGUAAUUGAUAAAUUAUGGUUGAAAAUAGUUGGAUAUAAUGAAAAGUGUUCCUGUCUGUCACAGCACAGCACAGCACAUCCUAGCUUAACAUGAGCUGAAGAGUUUUCAUCUUUUAUUUUUGGUAUGUCAGAUUUACCCUCUUGAAAGCCCUUGAUUACUUUUCCUGUUUCUUCUGUUUUAUCUAUUCAACUUUACCAGCUUAAAUUUGCUCAUUUAGGAAGAUAUAGUCACACUUGUGAAUUCAUAUUUGACAUACAGUGUUCCAGUGGUUAGGAGUUCGGCUUGCAAUACAGGGCACAUGGGUUAGACCCCUGAAUUGGGAAGAUUCCACAUGCUUGGGGGUGACUAAGCCCCUGCUCCACAGCCACCGAAAGCACCGGCCACGCCUACCGAAGCCCGCGCAGCCUGGAGUCCGUCUCUGCAACAAGAGAAGCCACUACACUAAGUCCGCCCGCCGCAACUAGAGAAAACAGGUAUACCAAGGAAGACUCUGUGCACACAGAAAUAAAAGGAGGCCGGGAAUGUGACCGGAGCUUGAGGCGCACAGGGCUGGAGACGCCGCAGACCCGGGACCCGGAGCAGCUCAGAGGCAGUGAAUAAUAGCUCUUCAAGUCUGCAAUAAAAAAUGGCCUCCAAUAAAACUACAUUGCAAAAAAUGGGAAAGAAACAAAAUGGAAAGAGUAAAAAAGUUGAAGAGGCAGAACCUGAAGAAUUUGUAGUAGAAAAAGUACUGGACCGCCGUGUAGUGAAUGGGAAGGUGGAGUAUUUCCUGAAGUGGAAGGGAUUUACAGAUGCAGACAAUACUUGGGAACCUGAAGAAAAUUUAGAUUGUCCAGAGUUAAUUGAAGCAUUUCUUAAUUCUCAAAAAGCUGGUAAAGAAAAAGAUGGAACAAAAAGAAAAUCUUUGUCUGACAGUGAAUCUGAUGAUAGCAAAUCAAAGAAGAAAAGAGAUGCUGCUGAUAAACCGAGAGGUUUUGCCAGAGGUCUUGAUCCAGAACGAAUAAUUGGUGCCACAGACAGCAGUGGAGAAUUAAUGUUCCUCAUGAAAUGGAAAGAUUCCGAUGAAGCAGACUUGGUACUGGCAAAAGAGGCAAAUGUGAAGUGUCCUCAAAUUGUAAUUGCUUUUUAUGAAGAGAGACUAACUUGGCAUUCUUGUCCAGAAGAUGAAGCUCAAUAAUUGUUUGCAUUGCCUUUUGUAUAUAUUUAUAUACAUAUAUAAAAUGUGGGUCUUGGUUUUUUGAUUUAUUAGUGUGAAGAAAUAACUACAUUCUCUAAUGAAAAUCAGGUUUGAUAUGUUUGUUUUGAAGUAAUAUUGGGGAAGUUACAUUGGAUUUUUUUUUUUUUCCAUCUGUAGCACUGGUUACUUUGAAUAAAUAAAAGCUUUCUGUAGUUGCUUCCUUCAGUAGGAAAGAAUUUGAUACCAUGGUAUAUUAUUUCCUCAGCAUUAGAGAACAGUUUUUCUAAAUGUUCGAGGCAAUCUCCAUAGUCAUUACUCAAUCAGAAUUUAGCAUUUAACUCAUAUAUGCCUGAGGACCAUUCUAAGUUUUUUGUAUGUGUAUACAUAAAAGACAUAUGUAAAUGUUUGGGAGUUAAUUUUUUGUUGUGGUUUUUGUUUUGGUAAAUAUAUUUAAACAAUAGCCUUUCAUAACGAUGGAUAAGCCCAUGUUCUGGAAUUACAUCAUUUUGAGCAAUAUUAGAAAUAACUUCAACUUAGAUUGAAAAUUUAAGUCUGAACCUUUCAAAUUAAAUAAUUUUGUAAUUAAUUAGACAAAUUAAGCAGUUUAAAUUGGGUAAUUUUUUAAAGCAUCCUUAUCAGAAUCUGCAUCCAUAUCUGCAUAUAAGUGUAGUUUUAUAUGCAGAAACCCUGGAAGGAAAAUUUUUAUCACCAUCAACAACCUUCUCAACCAAAUAAAAAAGUAGAAAAAUUCUGGUAUGUUUUAAUAUAGCAAAGCAAAACUUAGUUAAACAGACACUUGAUGGUUCUUUUUGGUGAACCAUUGUUUUACAAGAAAUUGAAGUCUUUGUGCUAUAUUUAGGAAAGGCUGUGAUACAUGGGAUAUCUCAGAUUUGUUCAUGGAAACCUAAUCAGAUAAAUAUUGGC
Molecule: messenger RNA, 2558 nt
Organism: Dama dama (fallow deer)
Lineage: Eukaryota; Metazoa; Chordata; Mammalia; Artiodactyla; Cervidae
Product: chromobox protein homolog 3-like
Exons: 1
Coding region: 1083-1634 (183 amino acids)
Biological process (GO): chromatin organization; negative regulation of transcription by RNA polymerase II
Cellular component (GO): nucleus; pericentric heterochromatin
Molecular function (GO): chromatin binding
Source: RefSeq, a predicted model, not a curated record